Molecule: messenger RNA, 729 nt
Organism: Oryzias melastigma (Indian medaka)
Lineage: Eukaryota; Metazoa; Chordata; Actinopteri; Beloniformes; Adrianichthyidae
Product: low molecular weight phosphotyrosine protein phosphatase
Biological process (GO): protein dephosphorylation
Cellular component (GO): cytoplasm
Molecular function (GO): non-membrane spanning protein tyrosine phosphatase activity; acid phosphatase activity
Source: RefSeq, a predicted model, not a curated record
GUGACCAAGGACGAUUUUAUGAGCUUCAGCUACAUUCUAUGCAUGGACGAUAGCAAUUUGAGUGACUUGAACAGAAAAGCGAAAUCGGUAAAAAACAGCACCGCAAAGAUCGAGCUCCUCGGUUCAUAUGACCCACAGAAUGAGCUCAUCAUCAAAGACCCGUAUUAUGGGGACGACAAAGACUUUGAGAAGGUCUAUGAACAGUGUCUGCGCUGCUGCAGAGCUUUCCUGGAGAAAAACCCCUAACCCACCGCUGAGAUUCAAGGAGAAACCUGAAAUAUCAACCUGAUAUUGUCAUACGAGCACUUACCAUUAUAGUUAGUUAAACCACCGAAAGACCCAGAUAUUUUUGGAUUGUUUGAACAAAAGAUAAGAGAGCUACAGCUUAAAGUAUUUAAGAAAAAGGAAGUUUUGAGGGAUUUGUUAUUAGAAAUUAUUCAUUUUUGCAUCUUAAGUUUACAAACCAAAAACUGAAAGUUGUUGAAGAAACGCCUCAUAGUAACUUAUUGUUGCUUUUGUUAAAAAAUAUAGCUAAUAUGUUUUGUCUCCUUGUGGAAAAGCUGUUAUUUCACUGUAGUUACAAUACAAAAAUAAUUGCUUACAUUAAAUGCCCUUUUCAAGGUUUGAAACUGAAUUUGAACUUCCUAAAGUAGCAAUAAAUAUUCAUUUACAGCAAAAGUCUAUUUGGAUUUGAACAGAGAAAUGAAAUAAAGAAAUCUGCUGGAAUUC